This is a messenger RNA of Zea mays, 1271 nucleotides long. Its product is annotated as titan9. NCBI's taxonomy places the organism in Eukaryota, Viridiplantae, Streptophyta, Magnoliopsida, Poales, Poaceae. Gene Ontology annotation, biological process: developmental process involved in reproduction. Bases 290 to 967 code for a protein of 225 amino acids. The record is from RefSeq and is a predicted model, not a curated record. The transcript has 7 exons.
GCGGCGUCCUCUAUAAUUUAGAGUGUCAUUUAGAGGACCUUGCUGGGCGCCUAGAGGAGGCUUCUGAACUCUAAAUUUAGAGUACAGAACGCUUUAUAGUGCGUUGUUGGAGCUAGCCUCGAAGCAAUUCCCGGUCGCGGGUCUAGUACUGUAGUUCUCUACUCUCCGCAACUUGGGAGUUCAAACCCCCCCGCGCGCGCUCGGAGGUCUACAAGCUUCUGGAUCCGUCCCUGGCGCCGAUGGAGCGGUUCGACUCCAAGUUCCACGAGAAGUACACUGUUCUCAAGCCAUGAAAGAUUGGGUCAGCGAACUCAAGAAAGACAAUGCGGAGCUCAACGAUAAGCUAAUGGAAAAGCAGGAUGAGCUCGAGAAGGCCCGUCAGGAAUUCCUUGAAGAUAUUCUUACAAGGGACACUGAAAUUCUGAGGCUGAAGCAACUCUUAGAUGAGAAAGCUGAAAAAAACAAUUCUACAGCUUCUGGGUUUCAUUGCUUAACACCUGAAGCUAUCCUAGAAAAUUCAACUUCAAUGUCACCUAAAAGAAAAACACCACUUUCCCACGGCAAGGAGAAGAGGGUACAGUUGAGUGAAAAUGCUCCUCACAGUAGCCCCGCAAAGGAAUCUCAAGAGCUAGUUUGUUCUAGAAGACGUACAUGCAUCAGAGGGAAUGGGACAAAUGAAAUUCGGAGUGCGCAUAUGCUUCGUUUGCUUCUUCAAUCUUUAGUUCGCAUGAAGGUCUCAGUAAAUGAUGAAUCAGAGAUAUUUUCGGUUUCAGUCUCUCAUGAAGCUAGUGGUUACAGCUUCACCCUCACUUGGUUAGAAAAAUCUGAUGAAUGGUCAUAUAAGCUCUCGUCGUUGGGCACCCUGGGAAGGAUAGCCGCUGAUUGGAUGAGGCAAGACAUAAGAUUCAGCACGAAAAUGUGCCGUAUGUUCGUUGAGCGGAUAUCAAGCAUCAUAACAAAAGGAUGACGGCAUGCUAUUCGCUUCAGCUAGCUGUAUCAGUGUGCUAAGGCUAUAUGGCCAGCAGACUGUGCAAAACACUGUUGCAACAGAGUGGAGUUUGGAAUAGAGGAUGGGUUUGUAAAUGGGACAUCCGUAAAAAUUAUCUGAUGCAAUCUCAUUGCGUAACCCCGAUUAUGGCGUAUGUUCUCGAGCGUUCGUGGGCUAGGAUGAUCGCUGAGGCGUUUGGCUGUUUUCAAAAUGUUUUUCAAAAUACUUUUGUCUAUAUGAUUUAGUUGUUUUGGAUUUGUCCUAAAUCAAAUUAUUUAAAUUA